Messenger RNA from Striga asiatica, 1750 nucleotides. Lineage: Eukaryota; Viridiplantae; Streptophyta; Magnoliopsida; Lamiales; Orobanchaceae. The record is from the annotation of a GenBank genome assembly.
CUCCACUUGAUAGGGGAAGCCCAUUAUAAUUCCAAAAGGACUAAUUCUCAACAACUACUGAAGAAACCUACUUCGGCUUCGUUAGGGUUCUGCAGAUAUUUACGGGGCUCCCUUUCCUUCACAGCCUUGUGGUCGUCUUCAGCUAACGCAAAACACCCUUCGUAUUGCCCUCUGUUCUCCACCUGCAUCAUCUAUCAUGGCAAACACUGCGACGCGAUCGUUUUUGCAAGUGGCUGCGACGGAGGAAGCCACGCCCCCCCUCAGAGUCGUUCAAAUCGAAGGAUUGGUACGCUUUUACUGCACACGCUUAUUGUUAUUAUAAAAAUAAUAAAACAUUGCAAGGAGUUUUCGCCAGCUUUAGUAACUGGACAGCUGCUUGGGUUAGAUGUGGGCAGUGUUCUUGAAGUCACCAAUUGUUUUCCGUUCCCGAUUCGUGAGGAAGAUGAAGAGAUAGAAGCAGAAGGUGCUAAUUAUCAGCUUGAAAUGAUGAGAUGCCUUAGGGAGGUCAAUGUUGAUAACAACACUGUUGGAUGGUAUCAAUCAACUUUGUUUGGCUCCUUCCAGACAGUGGAAUUGAUAGAGACUUUUAUGAAUUAUCAGGAAAAUAUUAGACGUUGUGUCUGCAUAAUUUAUGAUCCAUCAAGAUCUAACCAAGGUGUCCUGGCUCUAAAGGCAUUGAAGCUUUCUGAUUCAUUCAUGGAACUUUAUCGAAGUAAUAACUUCACAGGAGAGAAGUUAAGGGAGAAGAAUCUUUCUUGGGUUGAUAUCUUUGAAGAGAUCCCUAUUAAGGUUUCAAAUUCUGCUCUUGUCAGUGCUUUUAUGACGGAGCUUGAGGCAGAUACUCCUGUCACACAGUGUGAUUCUGAAAGGUUGCAAUUGUCAACCAGCCCAUUUUUGGAGAGAAAUGUGGAGUUUCUGAUUGAGUGCAUGGAUGACUUGUCAAUGGAACAACAAAAGUUCCAAUUCUACUACAGGAAUCUUUCUCGUCAUCAAGCCGCACAGCAGGCCUGGCUUCAGAAAAGAAGGGCUGACAACAUGGCGAGGAAGAAUGCUGGGGAAGAACCAUUACCUGAGGAGGAUCCUUCAAACCCAAUCUUCAAACCUAUUCCUGAACCAUCAAGAUUGGAGAGUUUUCUGAUAACAAAUCAGAUUGCCAACUACUGCAACCAAAUUAAUGGAGUUGCUGGACAAAGCUUUAGCAGACUGUACCUCAUGAAAGCCCUUCACGAAAACUAAAUAAAGGGGUUCUCCAUAAGACGAUUUGAUAUAAUUCGCUAAUGUCUUAUUGUAUGCAUGAAACUUGGUGAAUGUGACUUUUUGGGUGUCGUUGAGUCUGUUUUUUGUUCUAUUUAUCAGAUUUUUUGUUCUGUAAUGCAAUAGGUUUUAAAUGUUGAUGUAAGAAUCAUGUUACUCUUAGUUAUGAUUGCAGGAAUGAUCGUUGUGACGCAUUUCAUUUCUGUCCGUAUUUGAUAAUUUGCGGAAUAGACAUGAAUUAGAUUUUAGUGUUUCGUAGGAUAUGCCCCUAUUUUUGUGUAUAUGUGUAUUUAUGGGGUUAAUUGCCAAGGCAAAAAUAGUAUGCCACAUUUAGUGAGUUUUUUAGUUAGUAUCCGUCCACCUUAUGCUGAAAAUUAUGAACGUCAACAAAAGUUAGGUUGAGAGCCCCUCGGUUGCAGUUCAUGUGGGGCCAUGGUUCUAUAAUGUUUCUGUACUUUUUGUGAUUUUUUUGGAUAUCUAUUUUUUUUUUUUUUCU